Molecule: messenger RNA, 3370 nt
Organism: Strongylocentrotus purpuratus (purple sea urchin)
Lineage: Eukaryota; Metazoa; Echinodermata; Echinoidea; Camarodonta; Strongylocentrotidae
Product: latrophilin-like protein LAT-2
Exons: 18
Coding region: 1-2163 (720 amino acids)
Biological process (GO): adenylate cyclase-activating G protein-coupled receptor signaling pathway; cell surface receptor signaling pathway
Cellular component (GO): membrane
Molecular function (GO): G protein-coupled receptor activity
Source: RefSeq, a predicted model, not a curated record
AUGUGGGACGCCAAUCAUGGACCAGAAAGAGCGAGACUGAACCUAGUCAAAGUUGGUAAUCUACGUGGAGCCUGGUCAGCAGGAGUGCACGAUAUUCACCAAUGGAUACAGUCAUCAUCGUUCAUAUUUUUCAUUAAGGUUGAUCUUUUAACCCCGCAUCGCAUCUUUGGAUUGGCAACACAAGGUCGUCAGGAUUGUUGUUCACAGUGGGUAACUAGCUUCAAGAUCGCCUGCAGUGUUAAUGGAGUGUCAUUUGAUACUGUACAAGACCUCAGCACCCCUAGCACCGACAAGGUCUUCAAUGGCAAUAUUGACCAGGACACUGUGGUAAACAACACGUUACCCGUGCCUCAAGUCUGUCGCUAUGUCCGCCUGCUACCCCUGACCUUCCAUAAUCGUAUCAGCCUCCGUAUGGAGCUCUAUGGAACAGCUCGCGUGAUAGUCGAUGUCAUCCCACCAGAAGUUCACUCCUGUCCCCAAGACCAAACAUUCACAGCUUCUGUUGGAACUACUUUCAAUUCCUUCACAUGGACACCACCAACAGCUACUGAUGCAGCUGGGAUUCAAUCCAUUGUCUCUGACCAUCAGCCUGGGGUUGAAGUCUCUGUUAACAAUCUAAUAACAGUUAUCUACACUGUGACUGAUAAUAAUGGACUGAUUAAUACAGACUGUUCUUUUACUCUAAGCAUCGUACGCGAAGGCACAAAUAAAACUUUUGAGGCUGAUAAAGCCGUCGACUUUGAGACCAAGUCCGUAACAGGCGACAAGACAGCGAGAGUUGCCUUUGCUAAAUCCUUUGCAGUUGGAGGCGCAAACAAAACUUUUGAGGCUGAUAAAGCCGUCGACUUUGAGAUCAAGUCCGUGACAGGCGAGAAGACAGUGAGCGUUGCCUUUGCUAAACCCUUUGCAGUCGGAGUGACCGCCCUCACCACUAUGUACGAUCCGGGUGACAGUGCUGAGGGGAAUGACAACGUUAUUGAAGGCGUUGGUGAUCAUACCGAUACGAAGCUCGUCAUCAAUUCCAUUGUCCUCGACAUCGUCCUCGUCGACGAGCACGGAGUGCAGAUCGUUCUCGGUAAAGAUGAAGAAAUACUGCUGACAUUCGCGUCCAGCGAACCGGGAGGAUUCAAGGAGAGAAUUUGCCGGUAUUACGAUGAAGACGUAUCCAAAUGGUCUCGUUUUGGCUGCUACGUUCAAACUUCCAACGCGACUGUUGUCACCUGCGCGUGUAACCAUACCACCAGUUUCGCAGUGCUUCUACAGUUUGAGGAUUGUGCGAUUGACGGUACCAACCUUCAGAUCCAGACUUUAAUGACUCGAAUCUUCAAUUCCAUCUCCAUCUUCGCCCUCUUCCUCUCCAUCAUCAUCUUCACCUAUCUCAAAUUGUACACCUCUGACCAGGUCAAAGUUCACAUCUGCCUUGCCAUCUCACUGGCCUUGGCCCAACUGGUGAUGCUCUUCAUGGGCCAGACCGAACAUAAGGGUAUCUGUCGGGCCAUAGCUGGUAUCAUGCACUAUUUGCUGACGGCUUACUGCAUCUCAAUGAUCCUUGAAGGGACACUGCUUCACCGCAAGGCCUCCCGGACUCAAAAGGCCCCAGCCAAGGGUUGGGUGAUCUUACUCUGCGUUUGGGGCAUUCCAUGUGUGAUGGUAGCCGUAUUGAUGGGAAGUGUGAUAGAUGGCUAUGGUGGUGAAUGUGCCUGUUGGUUGAACGUACAAUACGGAACUAUGUGGAUUUGGCUUGCAGAGGUGUGUCUUGUCGUAGCGGUUAACACCGUCCUCCUGUCUCUGAUCAUGCGGACUUUUAUCUCUCUCAAGGCGAACACAAAGAAGAGCGAAACUGACAGACUCAAGGCUACAGCUCGUGCUUUGUUGAUCAUGAUGCCUAUGCUGGGAAUGACUUGGAUGUUUGCUCUGCUACAAGCUUCGUUCAAAAAUGUCUUCUUGCAGUGGUUAUUCAUCCUACUCAACGCACUGCAAGGACCCGUGUUCUUCGUGUUUCAGUGCGUCAUGCAUCCAGAGGUCCAGAAGGUCAUCGGCCGCAAGCGCAAGACAGGCGACUCGUCCAAGUUAGCCAUGAAAACCUCGACCUCUGGCAUUGGUCGAACCGAGUUGACGGGUAUUUCUCAUGACACAGAAUCCAAGCUGGGAGAAGUUCAUUAAACAUAAUUCGUGGAACCGGUCCUCAAACAAUUACGUCAUCUGGACAAUUUUGUUAAACCUUUGAGUUAGUCUAUUAAUUCAUUAAACUAUAUUUGAAAAAGAGGGUUUAAAAUAGCAUGAUCAUUAAGACGAAGUUAAAGUUUUCAUCGGAAUCAUUAAAUAUUUUCAAGUUAUAUUAUGUGAAAAUUGACUAUAGGUAAUGAGGAUUAAUGCCUUACCAAAGGGCACUAGCGCAUUGAGUUGAGCCAUCAAGCCUAUCAUUUCAUUGUUUAAACUAUUAAACAGAAGUAUUCGUAUUAGAUCUUCGAUCAUCAACAGACGGAGAGGUAGAUAAUUAUCAAAUUUAAGGAACAAAUGAUGUCGCAUAAAAGAUCUGAUAUCAUUGUAAAUAAAUAUGUAAAUUAGGUAAAUUUCGUCCAUUUUAAAUGUACCGGAGAUAGAAUCUUCUCUUUUUGGAGUCAUAUACGGAUUAUGCCGUGUUGGUAGUAAAAUCAACACAGAGACACAGAGUGGAAUCUACUCUCAAUGAGUAGGAUUCAAACCACUAAUGUGGAGUGGAUUCCACUAUGAUUUGGAGCGGAUUCCAUUAUGAUUUGGAGUGGUUUCCUCUAUAAUUAGAGUGGAUUCCUCUAGGAUUAGGAGCGGAUUCCACAAAAUUAACCAUGUCUUUUUACAUCUUCUAGGCCUAUAUGCUUGUCUAGAAUGUAAUUUCACCGAUUUGGUCAAUUAAUAUUAAGUAGAAAAUAUGAUGUAAACCAAAAUAUCAUGAGUUUUCUAUGACAGACUAAUAAAAUUGUGCUUUGUGAAACUAAGCAAAAUAGAACGGCGGGAAGGGAAAGGAAAUAGAUCGCAUGUGAGACAAAUCAUUAGGAAAUUAAAAGAAAUACGAUUAAUAAGCAUGGUUAUAAGAGUUAUAUAAUACUUUGUUGUUGUUUCUGAUAUUCAGUUUAUUUAGCUUACUAAUAUUGGUGUAAUAAGCUAUUAACGUACAUUUUUUUGCUUUUUCGUUUGUAUUACCGUAUGUAAUUUACAUGGGUUUGCUUUAAAAGUCUUUCAUCUAAUGCUCGUAUGCUAACUAUUAAAUGUCUUUCAAAAAUCACUCUGAUUUUUUUCUCAGGUUCAACAAAGAUGUUAAUUUUGUUACGCAUGAUGUAUUUUCUGGAAUGUGUACUUUGCAUUUUGUAAUUUGUUCAGAUGACGCGAUUCU